GCAUCCACAAGUACCCUUCCAACAUCCUCAACUGUAGCACCAACAUCAUCACCUGAAGCAGCAAAUACAACUCUGUAUGACACCACAACAACUGUCGGUGCAACAACAACAACAACAACUUUGGCAUCCACAAGUAACCCUCCAAUAUCCUCAACUGUAGCACCAACGUCGACAACUGAUGCAGGACCAACCUCUAUGUCUGACACCACAACAACUAUUGGUGCAACAAUAACAACAACUUUGGCAUCCACAAGUACCCUUCCAACAUCCUCAACUGUAGCACCAACAUCAUCAACUGAUGCAACAACUAAAUUUAUGUAUGACACCACAACAACUCUUGGUGCAACAACAACAACAACUUUGGCAUCCACAAGUAACCCUCCGACAUCCUCAACUGUGGCACCAACAUCAUCACCUGAAGCAGCAACUACAACUAUGUAUGACACCACAACUACUGUCGCACCAACGUCGACAACUGAUGCAGGAACAACCUCUAUGUCUGACACCACAACAACUGUUGGUGCAACAAUAACAACAACUUUGGCAUCCACAAGUAACCCUCCGACAUCCUCAACUGUGGCACCGACAUCGACAACUGAUGCAGGAACAACAACUAUGUCUGACACAACAACAACUGUUGGAACCACGUCUAUGUCUGACACCACAACAACUGUUGGUGCAACAACAACAACUUUGGCAUCCACAAGUACCCUUCCAACAUCAUCAACUGUAGCACCAACAUCAUCAACUGAUGCAGCAACUACAACUAUGUAUGACACCACAACAACUACAUCCUCAACUGUAGCACCAACGUCGACCACUGAUGCAGUAACCACGUCUAUGUCUGACACAACAACAACUGUUGGUGCAACAAUAACAACAACUUUGGCAUCCACAACAACUACAACUAUGUAUGACACCACAACAACUGUCGGUGAAACAACAACAACAACAACAACUUUGGCAUCCACAAGUAACCCUCCAACAUCCUCAACUGUAGCACCAACGUCGACAACUGAUGCAGGAACAACCUCUAUGUCUGACACCACAACAACUAUUGGUGCAACAAUAACAACAACUUUGGCAUCCACAAGUACCCUUCCAACAUCCUCAACUGUAGCACCAACAUCAUCAACUGAUGCAACAACUACAACUAUGUAUGACACCACAACAACUGUUGGUGCAACAACAACUUUGGCAUCCACAAGUAAACCUCCAACAUCCUCAACUGUAGCACCAACGUCAUCAACUGAUGCAACAACUACAACAAUGUCUGACACAAAAACAACUGUUGGUGCAACAACAACUUUGGCAUCCACAAGUAACCCUCCAACAUCCUCAACUGUAGCACCAACGUCGACAACUGAUGCAGUAACCACGUCUAUGUCUGACACAACAACAACAACUUUGGCAUCCACAAGUAACCCUACAACAUCCUCAACUGUAGUACCAACAUCAUCAAAUGAUGCAGCAACUACAACUAUGUAUGACACCACAACAACUGUUGGUGCAACAACAACAACUUUGGCAUCCACAAGUAACCCUCCAACAUCCUCAACUGUGGCACCGACAUCCGCAACUGAUACAGGAACAACAACUAUGUCUGACACAAAAACAACUGUUGGUGCAACAACAACUUUGGCAUCCACAAGUAAACCUCCAACAUCCUCAACUGUAGCACCAACAUCCUCAACUGAUGCAACAACUACAACUAUGUAUGACACCACAACAACUGUUGGUGCAACAACAACAACAACUUUGGCAUCCACAAGUAACCCUCUGACAUCCUCAACUGUGGCACCAACAUCGACAACUGAUGCAGGAACAACAACUAUGUCUGACACAACAACAACUGUUGGUGCAACAACAACAACACACCAACAUCAUCACCUGAAGCAGCAACUACAACUAUUACCAACAUCAUCAAAUGAUGCAGCAACUACAACUAUGUAUGACACCACAACAACUGUUGGUGCAACAACAACAACUUUGGAAUCCCCAAGUAACCCUACAACAUCCUCAACUGUAGCACCAACGUCGACAACUGAUGCAGGAACAACAACUAUGUCUGACACAACAACAAGUGUUGGUGCAACAACAACAACAACUUUGGCAUCCACAAGGAACCCUACAACAUCCUCAACUGUAGCACCAACGUCGACAACUGAUGCAGUAACCACGUCUAUGUCUGACACAACAAUAACUGUUGGAACCAAAUCUAUGUCUGACACCACAACAACGAUUGGUGCAACAAUAACAACAAGUUUGGCAUCCACAAGUACCCUUCCAACAUCCUCAACUGUAGCACCAACAUCAUCAACUGAUACAGGAACCACAACUAUGUCUGACACCACAACAACUGUUGGUGCAACAACAACCACAACAACAACAUCUUUGGAAUCCACAAGUAACCCUCCAACAUCCUCAACUCCCUCCAACAUCCUCAACUGUAGCACCAACGUGGACAACUGA
Messenger RNA from Rhinichthys klamathensis goyatoka, 2472 nucleotides. RefSeq names its product mucin-2-like. The annotation marks the transcript as partial. NCBI's taxonomy places the organism in Eukaryota, Metazoa, Chordata, Actinopteri, Cypriniformes, Leuciscidae. The transcript has 9 exons. The record is from RefSeq and is a predicted model, not a curated record.